Messenger RNA from Suillus subaureus, 1921 nucleotides. RefSeq lists its product as uncharacterized. The transcript is spliced from 2 exons. Bases 84 to 1661 code for a protein of 525 amino acids. The record is from RefSeq and is a predicted model, not a curated record. Lineage: Eukaryota; Fungi; Basidiomycota; Agaricomycetes; Boletales; Suillaceae.
GUGCGACACCGUGACAACCUGCACCUCCGAGUCCGAGUCGACCAAUAUAUUUCGGUUCUUGUGACCGCACUACUUUUGAAGUGAUGGACGCAUCAAUCAGUCAGGAAAGUGCCGUGUCUGCUUUUUCGACUGCCAUUAUCGCGCGCAGCUGCUCUCUGUUCUUGGAUUUAGGCCUGAAAACUCGCACUCCAGCCACCGACCUCCCUACCGAGAUUCUCCUGAGGAUCUUUCACCUGGUAUACGCAGAUAACAUAUCCCUGCAGCGCGAAUCAUUCUACUCUGAUGUCGUGUGUGAAGACUGGACACACGAGGAAUCCCUUUCCCCUGCAUUGUUUCCUUUUGCUAUUGCUGCAGUUUGUUCUCGUUGGUGUGAUGUUGUAGCGACUGUUCCCGAGUUUUGGACUCGGAUGACAGUCACUGUGGACAAAAAUCCUACCGAUGUUUCUGCAAUUCGAGCAUGCCUGCGGUGGUCGCGUUCGCUUCCGCUUGACAUCACAAUCACGCGCAGCGUCAUUGAUCAUGACACUCCUGAUGAGGUCGAGUGUCAGCGCGCCCAGAACAUCAGAGCAUUGCUUCGGCCGCAUUUGAACCGCAUCCGUCGUCUGCACAUCUCGGUGUUGCAUAGCGCCACACUUCCUUUCUUGUUUACCGACCUUGAUGGACCUGCCGAACUGUUGCAGAGCCUUAAGCUGGCAAGCGCCAUCGACGAUGGAGACUCUACGCGAACACGCCCUUCUCAUGGACCUCUCGUUGCGCCAGUCUUAGAUACGCUCGACCUCAGUGGUCGCUGCCUCCAGGAUGGCUUGCUGCAAAAACCAGCCCAAACCGCUCUCAUGUCAAAAAUUACAUCCGUUAACAUCUCACGUUACCGUCCUUCAGGCGCAAACGCAAAGGGGCUCUCCCUGUGGCAGACACUCCGAACCCUCAGCCAGCUUCCCGUGCUCGAUGAUCUCACUCUCUGUGAUGUUCACUUUGAUACAAACCAAGGCACUUUGGCAGGGGCUACAUUUUCACUCAACGGUUUACAAACUCUCGCGUUCGAGAAACUAGACGACGGCAAUGUUCUCAAGAUUUUUUUUGCAGUCCUCAUCAGAGCCCGUCUCUCGUCCACAAUAAUCACAGACUGUAAAGUCAACGCUCUCUUUCGUGUCUGCUUUACCGACUAUCUUACGUUCGAGAAUAUGGACGUGUCCAAAAAUUUCAUCAACAUGCUCCGUCAUUGGAAUGGGAGCAGUCUCACCCUUGACAACUGUGCUGGCGUUGAUGACGAGUUUUUCGACGUUAUGACUAGGCCUUUCAAGAGCACCUCGGAGGAAGAAUGCUAUAUGGCGCCCAGGAUGACAAAGUUGCGAUUACUGAAUUGUGAUCGCUUCACUGCUCCGGCGUUGAGGAGAUUCAUCCAAGCGCGAGUGCGUGCUGCAAGAGCUCCGCAAUGGAGUUUCCUGAAUCCACAGGCGACCGAGUCUGACGAAGAAGAUAUGCUCACGAUGAACACGAAGGCGAUAGGCUGGUUGGAUGUCAGAGGUCGUGGACCUGUGAUCGCGGAGGCAGAUGCAGUGUGGUCGUCGGAACACGUUCGGAUGUUUAGCUGGGACGCUUUACAGCCAGAUGGGAAGAGGUAUGUGGUGGAGUAUUAUUCGAAGAAGGUGGUCGUCAAGUAGCAUUUUUCUCGGUUGCGCCAGCAGCUGGAAUGUUUCCUUGCAUCGUUCUUGAUCUUUCGUCUUUGCUAGAUGCUGGAAUGUUUUUCUUCCCAUCGUUCUUGAACUUCCUUCUUUGCAUAUCAUGCAAACAACGCAACGUUCUUGAUACUUUUGACCUAAGCUUCGGGGUUUAAGGUGUAUCUCAUAGCCAUCCCAGUGAUUAUCUCUGCCCUCCGUAGCAGCGUUUUGAUUCUUGGUUAAGGGCCGUUCUGGCACAGUGG